AUGGCGGGCCCGCCGGAUAGCAUACGCAUCACAGACCAUGGAAAAAUACACGCCUGGGUCGACUCGGCUCUCCAGCACUUUCAGAACAACCCCGACAAGCCAUUGACUUUCCAUACGUUGCCAGCAGCCAAGAAAGCCGACUCGGGCAGAUCUGCUCAAGCUGCUGCAACGGAUGGAGAGCUUUCCCCGUCAUCCGAUGCAAAGAAGGAACGCAUGCCUACGUCUCUGUCUACCAUCCCCCGGCUCAUCUCCGUCGUCGAAAUUAUCAAGCGCGAGUAUCUAAAGACGUUGGACCUUGCUCUGGCAGACCAAGGAAAGCUCUCAGGCUUGCAUCAGUAUAACCAGGUCGGUGAGCUCCAGAAGGCUAUUGCUACAGACGCCCCGGGUAAUCCAGAAGAGGACCGGCUGAACGCCUUGGCUCUUGCAUUGCAAGGGAAGAGACAUCUUCGGCAACACAAGGUUGCGUUUAUGAAAAUAACCCUCUCACGGGAGGUGCUACCAGACUUGGUGGCGCAAGGAUUCACAUAUCAACCGCCAGAUCUCCGCCAACUCUCCAGAUCAGCCAGGGCUCGUCUGAGAAAGCGACAGAAGAAGGCAGUCAACGCAUUUUCCCAAACAAACGCUGCCAUCUCCCGCACCAUCUCCGGCGUGCACUCAUGGCCGACCCCAGGCGCAACCACAACCUUCUUCACGCCCGUGCUGCCCAUGUCGAGCGCCUUCACAAAUGCACGCCCAGCCGCGUACGGCACGAGUGUGUCAUCUUCGCCGCACAGCACGAGCACCUUUUUCCCACGGAACGGGUUCGCGGCGUCGGCUGCGGUGUGUGGCGCCGCGGCGGGGUCGUCGCGCUCGAUGAGCGCGCGCAACGAGUCGGGCAGGUAUGGCGGCGCCAACGGGAGCGCGUUGGUCUUCGCGCGUGCCGCCAUCAAGGUCAGGUAG
This is a messenger RNA of Sparassis crispa, 939 nucleotides long. RefSeq lists its product as hypothetical. The coding region runs from base 1 to 939 and encodes 312 amino acids. Lineage: Eukaryota; Fungi; Basidiomycota; Agaricomycetes; Polyporales; Sparassidaceae. The record is from RefSeq and is a predicted model, not a curated record. The transcript is spliced from 5 exons.